AUGUCGAUAAGAAAACUCCGAAACUCGUUCCAGCGACGCCUCCAAAUUGAUCGUUUCGUCCUCGAGCAGGACAACCAAGCUGAUCUGUCUCCCUCUCCGUCCUCUCCUCUCAAGAACCAAGGCUACUCAUUCUCCGCCUUUGCCAUGGACCAUGACCAGCAAAUCCACUCCCGAUCCUCUGCCGAUCUUGCACUCCAAUCUUCGUUCACCACUGCAGUUACUGCUUCUUACUCUUCCGCGGUGACCUCCGACAAGGACGACAGCCUCUACUUUGAACAAUGCUUCUCGCCUCUCGACCUGCCUCCAGUCUUGCUGAUCUACUUCAUCAAAUUCCUGACCCCGGGUGACCUCUGGAAGCUGAGCCAGGUCUCGAAGACCAUGCAGUCGGCGGUCAUGGCCUUCAUGUCCCGUUCUCAGCGGUUUGGGUUUGAAGCGAUUCGGAUCCUGCGACAGGAGCAUGUCUGGACAGACAGGCAGCUUUUGGGUGUUCACCACGAGAAGCAUUAUGAGGAUAUGCGUGACCGUUUCUGGAUCACAUAUAAUCAGCCGCUGAGGAUGAUCAUUCCGCCGUUCCCUGAUGAUGCGCCUGAGGAGCCAGGUCCUGGUGUUGGUAAUGAGGCUGGGAACCAGGAUGCCGAUGCCGCUGUCGAAGAGGACUUGCUCACUCAGCAGCAGCAGCAGCAGACACCAGCUGAAAAUGCUAUGGCCGGUCAGUUGCAGACUGACAACGCGAUGGUUGAAGGUGUGAUCAACAACAACCACACCAACAAUGUCUCAGCACCUCCACCACCCCCAUCCCUACCAGCCCUUGCCACCUCAGCUGUCCCCAACCGUGGCAUCAUCCGUAGCCAGUACUGGGUCUCUCAAGCCAACUUUUUGUUUGCCGCCGUCCUCGAGUCCUCCGAGGGGUUCCAGUCUUCCGAUGGGUUCCAAUCCUCACCAUUCUCCCAAGGCCAAGGCGGGGACCAAGAGAUGGAAGGCCCCGAGACCGUGCUCCAAGCCAUGAACCCUGCCACUGCCGCUGCCGCCCUCGUCUCUGCCAUGGAGCGCGGAAACGAUCCAGCCAUGGGCGCCUUCUGGACAAAUCAAUACGAGACCACCAAGAACAUCUCCUCCCAGGUCGCCAAGCUGGCCAUGGUCGACAAAACUGGUCUUCUCCUCCCCGCGACCAAGGAUCGGUUCUGGUCGCUCGUCCAGUUGCUGUUUGACUCCAACUUGGUCGAUCUUGCCUACCGCCGGGCUAUCAUCAACUGUGCGCGUUAUAUGACCGCCAAGUUCGACUCUUGCUUUGCUUACGGGCUGCGUGUCAACGGGCGGGUGGUUCUGGAUACCGAUUAUUAUGACUACGAGCCUAAGGAGUACUCGGUCAAGAUGGGACCUCAUCUUGCGGUCGACCCGGAUCCCAAGUCGCUUGAAAGCGCGGAUGCUCCUGUCGAACCCAAGCGGGACAAUGAAGAGCGGCGUACCGUUACCCCUCCUCGUCGUCUUCAGAGUACUUUCCAAGCCAUGCUCUGGGGACGUUGCCUUACCGAUGUGGUUAGGAUCUACAACCAGAUUCAAGAGCUCCACAACAUCCCUGUCGUUAUUAGCGUCCCCUCCGCCAUUCGCGAUCUUGGCAGCAAGAACAACGAUCUAUCCGAACAGGUAAACCUUCGUCAUCGCCAGAAGGAAGUCACCGAACAGCACCAUCCCAUCGGUCGUGGAUUCAGAAAGAUGAUUCAUCGGAUCCGGUCUGUCGCCAAGAGGCGCCGUUACACCUGCGGAGGAAAUGUACGCGAGACCAAAGUCCUCUUUACCCACCGCGGUGUCACUUCCUGCAGCCUUCCUGCCUCGUUCUCGCCUGGAUCGCCAACCUUUGCUCUGUUCACCGCUUCAGCACCCACGUUUGGCGAUGCGCCGCGUCCACAGGCCCAGCAGCCUACUUCAUCUUCUCAGUCUGGAUGCCAGGACCCCUAUCAGCACCGCCGCCGCACCUCCGAGCUACCAGACCCCAACAAUUUCGAUGACUUCUUCCGUGUUAAAAAAUCCGAGCUCCACAGCUUCCAACAACGCGUAGCCAGCAUGGAGAAGAAGCAGAGGCAGCGACGGGCCAUAAUGGAAGAGCGCAUCAGACGCGAGACGAUGUUGAAGGAAGAGUUACUCGGGCUCUGUCACAUGGCCUGUGGGCUCUUCGUGGUCAGGAGCCAGCGUCAACCCGAGCAAGGCGGUCCCCGAUCGAUAAUGACCCUGUUGCGGCAAGGUAGUCCAUGGAAGAAGGGCGUUUGGCGCUCUGGAGAGUGGCAACACGCGCCUAUUGACCUGGACCACGACUUGGACGAGACUGCAAUGGCACACCGUCAUCACCUCGAGCGUGACUACAAUCAUCUCAAGCGUUUUGUCGGUUCUCAUCGCCGCUGGUCCUCAUUCGACCAUUCCUCCUCGUCUUCCGUCUCAUCAUUCAUUUCAUCACCAUCUCCAUCUCUUUCCUCCGAUUCGUUGACGUCCUUCUUCACCGACGCAUCCACACUACGACCAACCACCAGAGGUACUACCGACGCGUUCGACGGCAACGAAUACGCGAGCAUCUCAGACAUCCUCGACAUUCUCCCUCUCAACGCGACGACCAAACAAGACGACACAAUCGACCACGGUGCUUGGCAAAGCCUUUCUCUGGCAACAAUCAACUUCCUGAUGGACGAGAAUUUGGCCUGGGGCGGGAAUGACCCCAACCACGAAUUGAGUAAACUUAAGGCCACCUUGCAUGAAGGUGCAUGGUAUUACCACGAUUAA
Messenger RNA from Linnemannia hyalina, 2769 nucleotides. The record is from the annotation of a GenBank genome assembly. Lineage: Eukaryota; Fungi; Mortierellomycota; Mortierellomycetes; Mortierellales; Mortierellaceae.